GGAUUAAAAAAAAACAAACCAACCAAGCUGUCAAAGUUGUCGGAGCAAGCGCUUGGAAUAAAUAUUUUUAUUUUGCUGAAAUAUCGAGUUAAAUAAGCAUUUAGCGUAAUUGUGACAUUAAGGAAAUAUACAAUUUAGUUAUAUAAUGUUAUUCAAUCGUGUAUAGUUGCUAUAGUCAUUAGUAUUAUUCGAUGUGUUAGCCGCCACCAUGGGCAAAUCAUGCUGCAUAGAGAGCUGCGAUGUCUCCAGUCCGGAUGUUGAGUAUUUCAAGUUCCCCCGCAGCGGGUCCCUGCUGGCAGCCUGGAUAGAAGCGACUGGGGCGCCGGGGGGAGACGUCUGCUCAGCGCACUUUACCGACGCAGACUACAAAAGUAUGCGCGGAAAACGGCGGCUACUCGGCACGGCUAUACCCAGCGUGUUUACUACCAAACCACCAUCCACAGAAAAUGGAAACAUCACAGACCCUACAAAAGACACAAACAGAAACGCCAAUACGAACACAAAAAAUAAAAAAGCAAAAGAGAAAAAGAGCACAGAGAAGGCUAAAGCGGAUUCCACCACAGACAACGUAAAUGAAAUGACCACAGAUAAUAGUGCCAUAGACAAGGACGAAUCUACGACGGAUACGGAUGUGACAGAGAGUAAUGUAGGAAAUGGAGAGAGUUCACAGGAUACGAGGCAAGGUGGAGAAAAUGGGAAAGAUGAUAAGAAUGGACAAAUUGCCCAACCCGAAGUAAAUGACAUAGAAGACAUGAUAACCAACUACCAGAUCAAGCAGCCACCGCUCGCAGACCGGCUCAACCCGGACCCUCUGGAGGACCUUAUCCCGGCCAUCUUGGAGAACCAGAGCGUUCAGGAGUUAGCCGCUGAGCAGGUCCACAUUGAAGCGGAGAUACAGGAAGAAAAUAGGAGUACUGAAAACAUACAAGAGGUUAGCCCAAACAAGCUUGACGUCAACCAGCUGGCCAACCAUAUAGCCAACAAGUUGGACAACCAGUUGGCGCAGAUAAUGGCAACCGCGCCCGUCUUCAUAGAAGUCGCCGUGGAUCAGAACGACACCCGAGCCGAGAGCCCCGAGGACUGCCUGAUGUUAUUAGAGAGCGUCCAAUGUGAUAUAGAUCCUUCGAGCCUUAUGUUACCUGAACACGGCCCUGACACGGACAGCGAUAUGGAAAUUGUCGAGGCUGAUAACAAAAUAACUGAAGACCCCAACCCGAUAUCCCUUCUCACAUCCAGCGAUGAAGACGAAGUAAUCAUAGAAGAGCCCCACAUCGACACGGUAGAGGUCUCAGACGAAACAGAUGAAGACGACAGACCUCUGCAGAGGCUCAUCAAAGAAAAACCAAAACAGAAAAAGCCGGAGAAAAAAAAGAAAAAGGGAAAUUUUGAGUACUUCGUUCAUUCCAGUCCGUACUACUGUGUCCAAUGUGACUUCAGAACCGACAACGAGGCAGAAUUCAUACAACACAACAUAGAGCUCGCUCAUAUAAAUUCAACGACCAUCCAAGUAUGCUCAACAUGCAACUAUACGACUGCGAGCAAAGCGCAAUUCUCAAGACACAAGCGGAAACACCGGGACGAGAGAAACUUCAAGUGCCAUCUGUGUAACUAUAAAGCGAGACACAAUAUGUCUCUGAUCUACCAUCUCCGCUGCCACGACCCGGUUGAGAAGAAACAAGAUAAGUUCACGUGUGAUAAGUGCGGUUUUAGUUCUAAUGUGAAAAGUGAAGCGUUGAAUCAUUUGAAAAAUAAGAGUUGCGGAGGUAGUAAGUAUUCGUGUGAUCAGUGUAGUUAUAGUACGAAGAGACGGAGUGAUUUGAGAAGGCAUCGGCUUAGGAGGCACUCGGUUGAUGAUAGUGAUGAGGAUUUUACCAUUUAA
Cydia amplana is the source of this 1879-nucleotide messenger RNA. Its product is annotated as zinc finger and SCAN domain-containing protein 10-like. NCBI's taxonomy places the organism in Eukaryota, Metazoa, Arthropoda, Insecta, Lepidoptera, Tortricidae. Gene Ontology annotation, biological process: regulation of transcription by RNA polymerase II. The transcript is spliced from 8 exons. Bases 209 to 1879 code for a protein of 556 amino acids. Gene Ontology annotation, molecular function: RNA polymerase II transcription regulatory region sequence-specific DNA binding; DNA-binding transcription factor activity, RNA polymerase II-specific. The record is from RefSeq and is a predicted model, not a curated record.